This is a messenger RNA of Rhipicephalus microplus (southern cattle tick), 617 nucleotides long. RefSeq names its product beta-secretase. Gene Ontology annotation, biological process: amyloid-beta metabolic process; membrane protein ectodomain proteolysis. The record is from RefSeq and is a predicted model, not a curated record. Gene Ontology annotation, cellular component: endosome; trans-Golgi network; plasma membrane. Gene Ontology annotation, molecular function: aspartic-type endopeptidase activity. Lineage: Eukaryota; Metazoa; Arthropoda; Arachnida; Ixodida; Ixodidae.
CAACAGAGUUUAUGGAGGCCUUGACCGCUGAAAAGGGCAUCACUCAUUUUGUGCUCUCCUACUGUGAUAAGCACGAAAUGGGCUCGGCACAAAACUUUGGGGCAUUGAGCUUCAAUGCAAAGAUUCCGAACGGAACACUUUUUACUCCUGUCUAUAUGCCCACCUACUUUUCUGUUUACGUGUCCAACAUCAGAGUCGGGGAAAGCGAGUGGCCGGGCCUCUGCAGCGAGCUGAAUGACGAUCCUGCAAUAGUUGACACCGGUGCCACCAACCUCUUGUUGCCAGAAGAUGUCUUCCGCUGGGUGUUUGACAUGCUUAACGAACAGGGCAAGUACAACCUUUCCUCGGACAUCACCACUGUUUACUGCUUUGAAGAUGGGUUCGUGGUCAACGAUUUCCCCAUCCUGGAAGUGCUCAUGCCGGAUGCGCAAGGCAAUAUUUUCACACUGAAGAUCCCGCCAUCUGUCUACUUUCAAGAGGUCACAUUAAAGCGUGGUGACCACGGUUGCUACAAGCUUGCAGUGGCCGAUUCACCAUCAGUAAGUACUUUGGUGGUCCCAGUGCUUCGGCUGCUAUGUCUCAGCUGCACCUCUAAUGGUGCCGGUGCUCCACCAUGA